AUGUUCCUGCGUACGUACCGCCGCUCUCCUCAGCGGCGGCUGCUAAGGGCUCUCCUGUUCAUCCUCGGAGUCUUGUUCCUCCUUGACCUGCUCACAAUCCUUAAACAUUACCGCGAGUUCUCCAGAAACCUCCUUACACAUACGUACACGGAGUUAUCGACCCUGCCGUCGCCUUUGCAGAACCAGAAGAUCUUUAUCUGUGCCCAGUUCUGGACCAAUGCGAAAGUCAUUCACGAGCGCUGGGGCCAGGCCCUGCUGGAUCUUGUCGAAGUCCUGGGCAAGGACAACGUGCACGUGAGCAUAUACGAGAGUGGGAGUCUGGACAAUACGAAGGAGAUCCUCGGGUAUCUGGAUAAGGCCCUCGACGACCACAAAAUUCCGCGCACUGUGGUCCUCGACCCUACCACGCACGCCGAUGAGAUCGCUGCCGGUCCCCUCGACGAACAGGGCAACCCGCGCCCAGGCUGGAUACAGACCCCAACAGCAGGUGCUGGGAAGGAACUGAGACGCAUCCCGUACCUUGCGCGGCUACGGAACAAGGCCAUGCAGCCUCUCAUCGAUAUGCAUUCCAAGGGCCACAACUUCGAUAAGAUUUUAUUUCUUAAUGAUGUCGUGUUUCGACCCAGCGACGUCCUCUCUCUGCUCGCCACAAACCAAGGCUCGUUCUCGGCCGCUUGUGCUCUCGACUUUUAUUCGCCGCCUGCAUAUUACGACACUUUCGUGCUAAGGGAUAGCGAAGGAGAUGGUACAAUCAUGGCUUCUUUCCCAUACUUCCGCUCCUUGGACUCUCGGCAAGCAUUGCUUGAGGGUCGCGCCGCUAGAGUCAGCUCAUGCUGGAAUGGUAUGAUCACAAUGGACACUACUCCGUUCUACGAGGGUCUGCGGUUUCGUCCGUUAGCCGACAGUCUGGCUUCAAAGCAUGUCGAAGCCAGCGAAUGUUGUUUGAUCCAUACUGACCUGGCCUCCAUGAGCCUUGCAAGCGGUGGCAUAUACCUGAACCCCGCUGUGCGGGUGGGUUACACUGUUGAGGCAUACAAUCUGACUCAUUUCCAACCCGGAAACACGUUUGUGUCGUCAACCCAAUAUGUUAUGGGAAUGUGGCUGAACCGCAUCAAGCGGAAUAUCACUCCUCGAGUGACUUCUCAGGUGAAAGAAGUGGCGAGGAAAUUGGAGCAAUGGAAGGCCGAAGGUGCGAAUUCUCUUGAGAAACGGGAGGAGACUGGUCAGAUGUGCAUUAUUCCGGAACAGCACAUCUUGACCUGGAAUGGCUGGAAGCAUACGUGA
This is a messenger RNA of Exophiala dermatitidis NIH/UT8656, 1284 nucleotides long. RefSeq lists its product as uncharacterized. The transcript has a single exon. Lineage: Eukaryota; Fungi; Ascomycota; Eurotiomycetes; Chaetothyriales; Herpotrichiellaceae. Bases 1 to 1284 code for a protein of 427 amino acids. The record is from RefSeq and is a predicted model, not a curated record.